UUUGGAAAGCACAAGCAAGGAUGGCAGAGGUGAAGCUACACGGAUUUUGGUAUAGUCCCUUUACUUGGAGGGUAGUAUGGACCCUAAAGCAAAAGGGUAUAUCAUAUGAUUACACAGAGGAAGACCGCUUCAACAAGAGUGCUCAACUUCUUAAAUACAACCCAGUGCAUAAGUUGGUUCCAGUGCUCGUUCAUGCUGAAAAACCCAUAUGUGAGUCCAUGGUCAUUGUUGAAUACAUUGAUGAGAUAUGGCCACAGAAUCCAUUGCUUCCUGCUGAUCCAUAUGAGAGAGCUCUUGCACGGUUUUGGGUUAAAUAUUCCGAUGACAUGAUUUCAACAAUUGCAGCACUCUACCGCAGCAGUACUAGUGAAGAGCUGGAGAAGGCCAUAGAGAAGGUCCGGGAGCAUCUAAGAAUUGUUGAGGAUAACUGCUUUGGUGAUGAGAAGAAAUUCUUUGGGGGAGACAUUAUUAACAUUGUUGACUUAGCUUUAGGGUCCGUUGCCAAUUGUCUUUUGGUUAUGGAAGAUAUCUUUGAAGUGAAGAUCGUAGAAGCUGAGAAAUUCCUUCGCUUGAAUUCAUGGUUUAAUAAUUUCAGAGAUGUCCCGGUCAUCGCAAAAAACCUUCCUGACCAUGAAAAUAUUGUCGUUUUUCUCAAGUCUCUCAGAGAGAAAAUAUUUGCAUCUUCCUAA
This is a messenger RNA of Gastrolobium bilobum, 689 nucleotides long. Its product is annotated as probable glutathione S-transferase. Gene Ontology annotation, cellular component: cytoplasm. Bases 21 to 689 code for a protein of 222 amino acids. Gene Ontology annotation, biological process: glutathione metabolic process. Gene Ontology annotation, molecular function: glutathione transferase activity. The record is from RefSeq and is a predicted model, not a curated record. The transcript has 2 exons. NCBI's taxonomy places the organism in Eukaryota, Viridiplantae, Streptophyta, Magnoliopsida, Fabales, Fabaceae.